UGAUCUUAGCUCCGUUUGGACCAGAAAUAUCAGAUGUGAGCAGGUGGAAGCAGUUUGUUGUGCCGUUUAACACGCUGAGGCGAGCUGCUGAUGAGCCUGAUUCUGUGAGUGUUUGUCCACCUCUAACCACACGGAGGUUACAGACGAGUGUUUGACGGAUGUGGGGAGGUGUUGUAAGAGGAAGCCCGGCUCAGAGUCGCUCUGCUGCUGAGAAGCUGUAGAAGAAUGAAGACGGCCGGACCGCUGAAGGAAACCCGCAGCAGCUUCAGCCUGAUGGAUUACUGCUGACCAGUUAACAGAACAAACACCAGGCAGGCUGUUCUUCUGCUGCUCUGAGGUCAGUUAUAUCUGUUCCAGGUAUGACAGUGAGCUCCAGUCUGCUGGUGGUCGUCCUGACUGUGGCCUCAGUGGCGUUUCUGAGUCUGCUGUCGCUGAUGUGUCUGCGAUGCAAAAGGAAAUCCAAGAUCAAAGAGGUGGAGCGUCAGAUAUACGACCCACAGACAUUCCAACGUGGGGGAAGUAAAUUUGCAGUGAUGCAAUCAAAAACAGUCACCAGAGUCAAUCAGAUGACUUCAACCACAGCUGAAAGUCCAGAUGAAUUUGCAACUCCAGGAGAUCAAACAGUCAGUUCGAGUCUGGAACACACUUAUGUAGCACCGAUCGCUGUAUCCGUGUACGCCAAUGAGCUGAUCGAAGACGUGACGGCCGAUAAUAACCAGACUCCACCAGACUAUGAGAACGUUUUCUCAUCGUUGCCGAUAGCAGAAGACGAGGACGACUACGAAAACUCUCAAUACCUGAACCAAGUUAAGGAGCAGCUGGAGGACAGUGAGCCGGAUUACGUGAACGAAACAGAGUACCACUGAACACAUCAUCAGUGGGUGGAUUUAUUCAGCCGGCACCGCUCAGUUCUUUCUGCAAAACUGAAGUAAAAAGCCGUUUUUGUAAACCUGUGAUGAGCAGAUUAUGUGGACAGCUGUGUGUAUAAAUGAACCUCCAUCGUGUUUCAGCUGUAAAAACUCAAGCUGCCAUCUAGUGGUGAAACGACGCCACUUUAAAACGCUGUGUACAAAAGAUUGUCUGCGCAAGUUUUUCUCUCUGAAUACUUUAAAUGUUGAAGGAUUCUUUGUGACUUUGAGUAUUAAAGAGGAUGUUGACUAAA
Messenger RNA from Acanthochromis polyacanthus (spiny chromis), 1162 nucleotides. RefSeq names its product LAT2 domain-containing protein. The record is from RefSeq and is a predicted model, not a curated record. Lineage: Eukaryota; Metazoa; Chordata; Actinopteri; Pomacentridae. The coding region runs from base 360 to 866 and encodes 168 amino acids. The transcript has 11 exons.